Penicillium samsonianum is the source of this 921-nucleotide messenger RNA. Its product is annotated as class I SAM-dependent methyltransferase. The transcript has 8 exons. Lineage: Eukaryota; Fungi; Ascomycota; Eurotiomycetes; Eurotiales; Aspergillaceae. Gene Ontology annotation, molecular function: methyltransferase activity. The record is from RefSeq and is a predicted model, not a curated record. Bases 1 to 921 code for a protein of 306 amino acids.
AUGGCGAGCCCCGAUUCACAAACGAUAGAAUUAGACCGUGAAUAUCUCGAUACGGUCACAGUUCAGGGCCGUGAGUAUCAGAAAUAUUCGAUCGAGCAUCGUACGUACUUUGGACCGGUCGAUGAGGAAGAAGCACAACAACUCGAAGACCAGCAACAAGUUUUCCAAAGAAUUUUCGAUAAUCGUCUGAUCUUCCCACCAAUCCGUCGACUGAAUAGAGUUCUGGACUGUGGGCAUGGAUCCGCAUCCUGGGCCAUCGAUGUUGCUGAGCAGAAUCCUGAUUGCGAAGUCAUCGGCGUAGACAUUGCCCCUCACAUGAGUCCCGACGACAUGCCCGACAACUUAUGGCUCCAGGUCGAUGACUUGAACCGCCGUUUCACCUUUCCCGCAAACCAUUUCGAUCUUGUCCACUCUAGACUCCUUGCGACCGGCAUCAACCGAUCCCGAUGGCCAUCCUAUCUUCGUGACAUAGUCAGGGUCCUGAAGCCAGGAGGUUGGGUCCAAAUAGUGGAAAUAUACUUCAAUGUUCAAUCAGACAACGGCUCAAUCACUGAUGAGCAUGCCUUGAGGAGGUGGAGCACACAAUACAUGCGUGCUCUGGAGGACAGGAAAGAUCUUCGGAUCGGAUCGAAGCUGAGAACUCUCAUGACCGAGGCGGGGUUUGUCGAGGUGGAUACGAAGAUGAUUCCUCUUCCUCUGUCUGCGUGGUCGACUGACCAACGGAUGCGAGACAUCGGCCGAUACAGUUGUCCAAACAUGCAGCAACUCCUCCGAUCAAUUGCACUAUACCCAUUGACUCAACGCUUGCAUAUGUCCCCAGAUGCUUUCAAUUCUUUGGUGGAGCAAGCGCAGCAAGAGGCAGCAGAUCCCACGCUGAAGGCAUAUUUUCCACUAUAUGUGUGCAUUGGCAGAAAGCCAUAG